CUGAACUGCGAAAAGGGAGGCUUCCUCCGAGGGUCCCUGAGCCUGCCCAUCGAGACUUUGUACCCUGCGCUGCCUACCCUUUACAACCUGGCCAAGGCCUGCGGUAUCAAGACCGUGAUCUGGUAUUGUGACCUCACGCAUCACUUGUGGCUUCUUACCUGGGACGGCGAACUCUGCAACAGCCCAAAGAAGGACAAUGCCAAGCGGGUCUUAGACAUAGGUACAGGAACAGGAAUUUGGGCUCUGGACUUCGCGGAAGAACAUCCUGAGGCACAAGUAAUUGGUGUGGAUCUUAGCCCGAUCCAGCCCGGCUUCGUACCUCCUAACUGCAGCUUUGAGGUCGAUGAUGUCGAAAAGGAGUGGACAUGGUCGAAACCCUUCGACUUCAUCUUCGUUAGGUCCAUGAUUGCAAGUUUCUCCGAUUGGCCUGACAUUCUCGCUAAAGCAUACAAAAACCUCGAGCCAGGCGGUUAUAUCGAGCUGCACGAUCAUCAACUGCCGCUCAAGUGUCAAGACGGCACUAUGACAGAUGAUUUCAAGCCAUACCAAUGGAACAACAUGCUCAUCGAAGCCACAAACAAGAUUGGCCGUCCCAUCAACGUCCCGUACAAGUUUAAGCAGAUGCUCGAAGACGCCGGCUUCGUAGACAUCGAGGAAAGAAUCGUUAAGUGGCCAUUUAAUGAUUGGCCCAAGGACUCGAAACUACGGGAAAUAGGUCACUGGACAAAUGAAACCGCCCUGGCUGGCGUCGAGGCGGUGUCCAUGGCGCUCUUCACUCGUGUGCUCGGCUGGGAACCUGCAGAGGCCACGGUUUUCUGUGCCGAGGUCAGAAAUGCGCAUAAAACUAAGGCAGUUCAUGCCUACUACGACGUAUACGGUGUUUGGGCUCGGAAGCCGGAGAAGAAGGACGACGAAAAGUCCACUUGA
Molecule: messenger RNA, 927 nt
Organism: Colletotrichum karsti
Lineage: Eukaryota; Fungi; Ascomycota; Sordariomycetes; Glomerellales; Glomerellaceae
Exons: 7
Molecular function (GO): methyltransferase activity
Source: RefSeq, a predicted model, not a curated record